Nycticebus coucang (slow loris) is the source of this 1306-nucleotide messenger RNA. RefSeq names its product pyridoxal kinase (gene PDXK). Gene Ontology annotation, cellular component: cytosol. Gene Ontology annotation, molecular function: pyridoxal kinase activity. The record is from RefSeq and is a predicted model, not a curated record. The transcript is spliced from 11 exons. Lineage: Eukaryota; Metazoa; Chordata; Mammalia; Primates; Lorisidae. Gene Ontology annotation, biological process: pyridoxal 5'-phosphate salvage. Bases 157 to 1095 code for a protein of 312 amino acids.
UGGCGGUGCAGAGCAGCUCGCGGAGGUCGGGGGAGGCGGCCUGGGCGUCCGAGCCGAGCGCCUGCGCCGAGCGGGAGCAGAGCCCGAGCCCAGUGCGAGCGAGCGGCGGAGCCCGUGACGCCGCCCGGGCCCCGCGCCGCCGCGGCCAGGCCCGGCAUGGAGGAGGAGUGCCGGGUGCUCUCCAUCCAGAGCCACGUCGUCCGCGGCUACGUGGGCAACCGGGCGGCCACGUUCCCUCUGCAGGUGCUGGGGUUUGAGAUCGACGCAGUGAACUCUGUCCAGUUUUCCAACCACACAGGCUAUGCACACUGGAAGGGGCAGGUGCUGAAAGCUGAUGAGCUCCACGAGCUGUACGAAGGUCUGAGGCUGAACAGCGUGAACAAGUAUGACUACGUGCUCACAGGUUACACGAGGGACAAGUCAUUCCUGGCCAUGGUGGUGGACAUCGUGCGAGAGCUGAAGCAGCAAAACCCCAGGCUCGUGUAUGUGUGUGAUCCAGUCAUGGGUGACAAGUGGAACGGUGAAGGCUCCAUGUACGUCCCGGAGGACCUCCUUCCAGUCUACAGAGAAAAGGUUGUGCCGGUUGCAGACAUUAUAACCCCCAACCAGUUUGAGGCCGAGUUACUGAGUGGCCGGAAGAUCCGCAGCCAGGAAGAAGCAUUGGCGGUGAUGGACGUGCUGCACUCCAUGGGCCCCAACACCGUGGUCAUCACCAGCUCUGACCUGCCCUCCUCUCGGGGCAGCGACUACCUGAUGGCGCUGGGCAGCCAGCGGAGGAGGAGACCUGACGGCUCCACAGUGACUGAACGCAUCCAGAUGGACAUUCGCAAAGUGGACGCUGUCUUUGUGGGCACCGGGGACCUCUUUGCCGCCAUGCUCCUGGCGUGGACACACAAACACCCCAACAAUCUAAAGAUGGCCUGUGAGAAGACCCUGUCAGCCAUGCACCAUGUUCUACAGAGGACCAUUCGGUGUGCAAAAGCCCAGGCCGGGGAAGGACUGAAGCCCAGCUCGGCCCAGCUGGAGCUGAGGAUGGUCCAGAGCAAAAAGGACAUCGAGGACCCAGAGCUCGUCAUCCAGGCCACGGUGCUGUGAGGGUCCAGCACACACACCCGAAAUGCACAAAGUGUCGAUGUCUCCAUUUUUGUCCAUGUGAACAAAUGUAACGUCUGCCUUAGAGCUAUGACCGAAACUUGAUAUUUUUUUCAUUCGUGAGUGUCCGGCAUCAACUGGUCUUCAUCGUGAAAAUGUGCCAGUCACGCUUUGUGAAAAACAACAAAGCAGUCACAGCAAUUUGUGAUUUGAA